Molecule: messenger RNA, 2684 nt
Organism: Lotus japonicus
Lineage: Eukaryota; Viridiplantae; Streptophyta; Magnoliopsida; Fabales; Fabaceae
Product: cell division cycle 20.2, cofactor of APC complex-like
Exons: 8
Coding region: 215-1555 (446 amino acids)
Biological process (GO): positive regulation of ubiquitin protein ligase activity; anaphase-promoting complex-dependent catabolic process; positive regulation of anaphase-promoting complex-dependent catabolic process
Cellular component (GO): anaphase-promoting complex
Molecular function (GO): protein binding; anaphase-promoting complex binding; ubiquitin ligase activator activity
Source: RefSeq, a predicted model, not a curated record
UUGAAAAUUAAAAAAAAACAUUGUAUUUCAACGGUAACAUAUUUGGCGGGGGAGCGAAACACAUAAAAGAAACCUGGUUUAACGUUAAUAAUUGGGAAACGCGGUUUGAAACAACGACUCUAUUUCGCGGUAGAGGGAAACAUUCGAGUUUUGUCAGAACUCAAAACCCUAAUUUCUUCUUCUUCGAAGCGAUUUGGUUUUGACUAGAGAAACAAUGUGGAGUCUUGAUCGUGAUUGGUACACUCCCAGAAGCCUUCUCAGCACUCCAACCCAUUAUCAUUUUCCUGGUGAUCGAUUCAUACCUAACAGGAGUUUGAUGGAUCUUGAUCAAGCUCACAGUUUACUCACCAACAGGUUUAAGGAAACUCCACACAAUCAACGAUUCAGUGAGUCUUACAGACAGAAACUGGAUGAGACACUGAAUUUGGGUUCAGAUGGCAAGCCAUUUAGGAUGUUGGUUUUCAGGGGAUGUCCAAAAUCAACUAGAAAGUCUAUUCGGGAAGCAGAGGCGGCAGCAUUGCAAAACAGAAGCAAUCAGCCCCACUCUCGUGCAAUGCCUAAGAAAGAAACAAAGAUAUUGGAUGUACCAAAUAUUAGAAAUGAUUACUACGCCAACAUCAUGGAUUGGGGGAAAAACAAUAUUCUAGCUGUUGCUUUGGGCUCAGAAAUUUUCCUUUGGAACUCCUUGAACAGCAAUGUACUUCAGUUGUUUGAAGGCACUGACGACGAUUGUCCCACCAGUGUUGCGUGGUCUCAGGAUGCCAAACUUCUGGCAGCAGGAUUUAUGAACUCUGAACUUCAACUCUGGGAUGCUGAGACUUCUAAGCCGAUAAGAAUGCUAGAAGGUCAUAGGAAAAGGGUAGCAACAAUUGCAUGGAAUGGUGAUACUUUAACUUCUGGAAGCCUUGACAACUCUAUAAUCAACCAUGAUGUUAGAGCAAGAAGAAAUGUUACUUCACGUGUAAAAGCACACAGAGCAGAAGUUUGUGGUUUGAAAUGGUCAAGAAGGGGAAAUAUGUUGGCAAGUGGUGGUGGUGACAAUCAUAUCUAUAUAUGGGACUCAUCUAAAAUGAGUUCGUCGAGCUUCUUGCACUGUUUCAAGGACCAUCGUGCUGCAGUCAAGGCCCUUGCGUGGUGCCCUUAUGAUUCAAAUGUGCUUGGUUCUGGAGGUGGCACAGAUGACAGAUGUAUUAAGAUAUGGAAUGUUCAAAAAGGAACUUGCAUUCGCAGCAUAGAUACUACAGCUCAGGUGUGUGGAUUAGAAUGGAAUAGACAUCAUAAGGAGAUUUUAAGUGGCCAUGGCUUUAGUACAAGUUCAUCCCACAACCAACUUUGUUUGUGGAGGUAUCCAUCCAUGACUAAAGUGGGAGGCUUGGGCCCUCAUGCUUCAAGAGUACUCCAUCUAUCUCAGAGCCCGGAUGGGUUAACAGUGGUGUCAGCUGGGGCAGAUGAACGUCUUCGCUUUUGGGAUAUUUUUGGGCCACCUGCUACUGAUACUUCAAAGAUCUCAUAUCUGGAUAACCUUUUGUCUUUUAAGAUAUCCCAAUUAAGAUAACCUUUUAUAUAACCGUUUUGCAUUCCUCACUUUUCAUUCAUUUUGUUUUAAUUUUUCUGUUUUGUGAAGGGUGAUCGUUUCAUACCCAACAGGAGUUUGAUGGAUCAUGAUCAAGCCCAGAGUUUGCUCACCAACAGGACUGAGAAAAUUCACAAUGACAAUUCAAUGUACAUUCACUCACUCAUUCACCCCACUUCCCUCUUUCUUUUUUAAUUUUAUUUUUACUUCUUUAUCUGUGUUUUCCCCCUUUUUUGGUGCUCAAGAAAUAUAAAGUUUGAACCUCUAAAGGUUCCUUGGACUCUACCCUUUGUUGAAUGUCAACUUUUAAAUUUCCUGUCAAGGCUCAAAGAAAAGCCAUCCCUAGUGGAAUUCUUGAAUGUUUUACUCCCCUCUUUUUCAUGCUCAAGAAAUAUAAAUUUUGAUUUGGAAUGGAAAAACUCUUCACUGUUUCUGAAAUUUAUAACUAUUCAGUUUCAUUUCAAGCUCAAGAAAACCAAUUUAUUCUUGUUUAAAUUCAUGAAGUUUUUUCUUGUUUUUUGGGCAGUUGUCUUGUGCAGAAUUUCACAACACAUAUUUGUGUGCUGCUUUUGAAAUUCACAAAGACACUUUUACUUUAGGUGAUAUGAUAUUUAAUUAAUAGCUUCACUGAGUUGUCUCUGAAGUCCUAACUGCUGCAAUUUGAGUAUAUGGCUUUUCUAUUAUGUGGCUUUCUUUUGGAGAUAACAAUUUUAACUGCAGGCAUACUUAAUUAUUUCUCAUUUUUAUGAUUUUUGGAGGCAAGUAGCAGUGCUGAAUGAGUAAGGAUCGGAUUAUCUGGUUUUGAUGGCUGGAUUCAUUUGAGUAGAUUAUAUGACAUAUAUAUUUUUCCAUCUUAAUUAUCGUUAAGAUUGGAAACAGCCUUUUGAUAUAGUGCAAUAAUUGAAGACAGUUUGGAUAGACACCUAGUAACCAGGCAAGGAAGGGAUAGUGCUAAUUAGUUAGUAGUAAUGCAAGGCAUAAAUUGCUACCGAUCAGUAGCAUCAUUUGCUUUAACAUGUUUUGGUAUUUUUGUAUAGGCCAAAUCAUUUGGCUAGAUUUGAUAUAAACUAUGGUUGAUUUGAUUGUAAUCUUGAACUACUACUAAACUGAG